Molecule: messenger RNA, 23805 nt
Organism: Coregonus sp. 'balchen'
Lineage: Eukaryota; Metazoa; Chordata; Actinopteri; Salmoniformes; Salmonidae
Source: the annotation of a GenBank genome assembly
AAUUCCACAGGCAUGUACCAACUGCAGGCUGACCCUCUUGAACAAGCCGAAAUACUUCCUGUUAGCAACCAGCUCGAGGACGUUUGUGUCUGGUUUCCAAGACGGAUUGCCUUGUGACUGUAAACGUUGUCUUUCCGGUUUAAAACGAGUUUUCCUCGAAAUAAACAAAGGGACAAGCCAGCUGGCCACGUUGUGCAUACGAACUGGCUUGUUAGCGUGUAGCUAGCUAUGCUUCAAGCUAUCCACCUCGUAAAGUAACGGUAGCUAGGCUAGUAAAUAGCUAGCAAGCUAAUGCUAAGGUUGAUUCUUACUUUUUGCUAGCUACUCCUCUUGACUAGCUUGCAGCUAAAGUUAUUUACCUCGCAAUAACAUUAGCUGACCAGUUGAUUUCAAGAUGAGCGAGCAACUUAAAUUUAUUGUUGAGUACCUGAAUAAAGACCCCUUCAAGAAAAACUUUAACCUGAUCACCUUUGACUCACUGGAGCCAAUGCAACUGCUGCAAAUUCUCAACGAUGUUCUGGCCGAAAUAGACCCUAAGGUGAGACAAAUUAUGUUUUUCAAUGUACACAACAACCUCAUACUUGAUCACGAGUUGUCCAAUGAUGUAUAUAGUUGUCCCAGUUUAUAUUAUGCCUAAAAUUGUAUUAUCUUGAUGAUGACACCUGCCCCACUACUAUUGUGUUUACCAGUCACCGAAAGUGUGUGUGAAAUGUGUGAAUAACUUGUAAAUCAUAUUUUAUUUAUUUCAGCAAACUAUUGAUAUCCGUGAAGAAAUGCCUGAUCAGACAGCAAAGAGAAUGUUCACUUUGCUGGGGAUGUUGAAAUACAAACCACCUGGGAAUGUGUCUGAUCCGUAAGUAUUCUUCUGAUGUAAGUAAUUUACAUAAAUCAAAGCAGAUUUCAGCAUUAGAACACAGAGUGUUUACUUCUCACUGUCCUCUCUCUUUUAAUACAGGAGCAGUUUCAGACAGGGCCUGGUGACUGGCAGUAAGCCUGUGAUACACCCUAUCCUUCACUGGCUGCUGCAGAGGAUCACAGAGCUGAAGAAGAGAGCUUACUUGGCUCGCUUCCUGGUUAAGCUGGAGGUGCCUUCUGAGUUCCUGCAGGAUGAUGUCAUCACUGACACCUAUCACCAGGUUUGUUUAACAUUGGGCAAGUUCAUUAAAACAAUUUGCCCAUUGACUUCAAGGUGCAAGCAUAAUGCUGCAUUCAUAACCAAGUGGGAAGUUGAUGCAUUCACGUGUUUUGAACUCAUUCAGAAACACGUAUUGGCUCAUUGCCAACAAGCUGCAUCAACCAUAAACUAAAAGUACAGCUAUCAUGCUUGUAAACAAAUUAUAGUGUUCAAAAAACAUAUUAAUAGAUUGCUUUUUAUAAAUAAUUGUUUGCUGUUUCAUUUAACUGUCGAAAAUGCUGUUCUACCUCAGUAGGUGAUGUCAGAUGUCAGCAUGUGGGAGAAGUCAGAGCUCAGGGAUGAUAGACGAGUUUCCCACUUGUAAUUACCAGUUGGAGGCAUGUUCAAGUGGAUUUUUCCUAGUCAUACGUGGUAAAUACCACCUUCCCACUUGGAUAUGAAUGCAGCAUAACAUUUAACAUGGGAUCAUGGCUCCUCCUCUUGCUAGACUAAAGAGAUCACACUAUGAUGCCAUGAUUAAAACCAUUAUUUUAUUAUUUAAAGGUCACUGUGGGUCAGACAGAUGCUAUGUGAUGCAUAACUGAGACAUGUCAUUCAUAGUUUCAUAGUGUUUGAUCUGUUGUUUUUGUAGUAUGAAGAAUUAGUGGAAGGAUUCAAGACCUACCACAAGGAGUGUGAGCAACUGAAAAGCUCUGGCUUUUCCACUGCAGAGAUCAGAAAGGUAAAAACGGGAGCAAACAAGUCCUUAACAUUUUAUGUUUUCCACUCAUCAAUAGGUAUCAUAUGGAAAUCUCUUAAGUUAAGCCAUAGAUGGGGAUAUGUGCACAGACACAGUGCUAGACACAGCCCUCCUGUAGCUCAGUUGGUAGAGCAUGGUGCUUGCAACGCCAGGGUUGUGGAUUCGAUUCCCACGGGGGGCCAGUAUGAAAAAUGUAUGCACUCACUAACUGUAAGUCGCUCUGGAUAAGAGCGUCUGCUAAAUGACUAAAAUGUAAAAUGUAAAACACAAACUUUUCCCUAACCUCAGGACAUUGGUGCUAUGGAGGAGGAGAAGGACCAGCUGAUCAAGCGAGUGGAGCGGCUGAAGAAGAGGGUAAGGCAGGCAGGCAGUCUGUUUGAGGAAGCCCACCCUGUCAUAAUGCCUGGAACUCACAGGGAUUCACAGAGUAAUGAAAACAUGACCUCUCAUACACGCCAACAGAUUCCUCGUGGUAAUGAGACUAGGCAGGCAUCUGACAGGCUCAAUGCUUCACCCUUUUACAGGGCAGAUGGGUAAUGGAGUGAUAAUUUAGUGGGUCAUACUUUUAAGCCAUGCCAGAAGGGGAAACUUGAGUCCGUGGCAGUGGCUCCUGGCGGUCGUGUGCGGUGAAACUCAAUCUCAGAUGCUGGCACAGUAUCACAGUUUCUUAUGUGUCCACCAGGUGGAGUCAGUGUCCAACCACCAGCGGAUGCUGGAACUGGCCAGACAACUACGGGUGGAAAAGGAGAGAGAAGAGUCUCUGGCUCAGCAGAAGCAAGAGCAGAAGAACCAAGUAAUGAAUUGACUUUUCUUAGUCUAGUUUAAGUCCUGUUUUGUCUAACUUUCCAAUUUACAGGCUUUGUUACCCAUAUGAUCAACGUUACUGCAUACAGAGUACAAAUAAGUGAUGAAGACUUUUGGGUAAAGGUCUACAUAUUAUCAGAGAUUGUUGUCAAUUAGAUAUUCCAAAUUCACCUACAAGUAGAUUUAUAAGCAUGAUGUUGGUUUAGAUGCUGAUAAGUGUGUGUUGUCAUUUGGAUAUGUCCAGCUUUUCCAGGCAGAACAGAGACUGCAGAGAUCUCAGCAGCAGCUGAAGGACCUGCGUCAGGCAGCAGCAGAUGCCAAGCCAGAGAGUGAGUAGGCAUGUUCUGCAUCACCCUCAACGCCACAGCUGGUUGAAAGGUCAAGGACACAGCAGAUAAGGCAGAAUCUCUGUUAAUUGAUUCACAUGUAUUAAGGCCCUGUAAUCAUGCUGAUCUUUGAUGUGCUCCAUUAGAGCUCACCAUAUGUGGACUUUCCUCGUUUUUUGUCCUCAUCUACUGGUAGCCUUUUUACAAUCACACAGGAGAUUUACACAUUUACAGUUUCAAAAAUGACCUAAGCAAAGAAAGACAGACAUGAGACCUUGGUGGAUGGCACACCAACAAAGCAUUUGACAAUUCAAUGACUCAAAAUACCACAUAUUAAAACAUUUCCUAAUGUGACUAUUUUGUAAAGGUUUUUGGUCUCGUAUAGGCCUACUCCUGCAUCAGAGCUCAACAGCAGCAUGUAAGAGCACGAUCUAUGUUGAGGUUACAUGACCUUGAGUCGGUUAAUUUAGACAGUGUUUUGCAUACGCUCUUGAUCUUGUCUAAUUUAAAUUAUAAUGAUGAACAGGUGUCUCACGUUUAGGAUGUGCAUAUCACCCUCCUUUUCUUCUAUGAGCAGGUGUGCCUCAUUGUGUUUCAAAGAAUGAGGUAUCCUGAUCAAAGGUGUAAGAACGAGCUUUCUCUCUGUCACGGUCUCAGGCUUAAUGAAGAGGCUUGAAGAGGAGAUCAAGUUCAACUCCUACAUGGUGUCUGACAAACUGCCCAAGGAGCUGGAGAGUAAGAGGCGGAUGGUGCAGUACCUGCAGAAAGUGGUGUCUGAGCCGGCCAUGGGCCAAGCUGAGCUUGGGGAACUAGAGGACAAGGUGAGAUAUCUCUACCUACCUGGGCAAUUAAGCUAUAGAGCCUUGCAAGUUUGGUAAAUUUGGUUCACACGUAUUACAAUAAGAAUGGCUGACAAUAGCCAAAAAGAUUGUUUAUGACAAAUUGAAAGUUUAAGUCUGACUGUUCCCCACUUUGUCCAGAUUCGAGAAAACAACAUUGAAAUAAACCUGCUGAUUGAGAAAAGAAUGAUGCGAAACGACCCCAUGGAUGAUAAACUGUCUCUUUUCAGGCAACAGGUGAUUUGUUUCAUAUUUUCUAUUAUCACAUUCUUUAGAGAUACAGUAGCGUUAUUAUAUGACAUAACACCAGCAAUUAUGUAGGAUGAAUUUUGUGUCAAUUUCAGAAUGCCAUUCUCUAUCAUUGAUACUAAAUCAGACGGUUCCUUGUCAGUUAUAUGAAUUUGUAUGAGCUGGCUGUUUGUGUGUGGUUAAGCGUUUGCUGGCUCUUUGAACUUGUGUGGAUGAUUGAUGUUGUCUGAUGAAGUGAGGCAACUUUAUUUAUCAUCAACAGAUUUAUUAAUGUUAUCAUGUUGAUAUUUGAAUACUUUGUUUUGUUGUUGUUGUCUCUUUUGCUAUAGUGAGGCAGAUAAUAGAGGAUCAACUGCUCUGGUUUGGCAAAAUACUAUAUUAACCAAAGAUUUCCUAGCUGUGGUUUGUGGUAGACACACUGUUGCGAUAGCCUUAUCUCCUGAACUCUUCUAUACCUGUGAAAUGUGUGCAGGUUCUGCUUGGUUAUUUUGUGCGAAUUAGAAUAAAUUGAUAUAUAUAUACAGUACCAGUCAAAAGUUUGGACACACCUACUCAUUCCAGGGUUUUUCUUUGUUUUUUAAACUAUUUUCUACAUUGUAGAAUAAUAGUGAAGACAUCAAAACUAUGAAAUAACACAUAUGGAAUCAUGUAGUAACCAAAAAAGUGUUCAAAAUCAAUAUAUCUUAUAUUUGAGAUUCUUCAAAGUAGCCACCCUUUGCCUUGAUGACAGCUUUGCACACUCUUGGCAUUCUCUCUACCAGCUUCAUGAGGUAGUCAUCUGGAAUGCAUUUCAAUUAACAGGUGUGCCUUGUUAAUUUGUGGAAUUUAUUUCCUUCUUAAUGCGUUUGAGCCAAUCAGUUUUGUUGUGACAAGGUAGGGGUGGUAUUCAGAAGAUAGCCCUAUUUGGUAAAAGACCAAGUCCAUAUUAUGGCAAGAACAGCUCAAAUAAGCAAAGAGAAACGACAGUCCAUCAUUACAUUAAGACAGGAAGGUCAGUCAAUCCGGAAAAUGUCAAGAACUUUGAAAGUUUCUUCAAGUGCAGUCACAAAAACCAUCAAGCGCUAUGAUGAAACUGGCUCUCAUGAGGACCGCCACAGGAAAGGAAGAACCAGAGUUACCUCUGCUGCAGAGGAUAAGUUCAUUAGAGUUACCAGACUCAGAAAUUGCAGCUUAAAUAAAUGCUUCACAGAGUUCAAGUAACAGACACAUCUCAACAUCAACUGUUCAGAAAAGACUGCGUGAAUCAGGCCUUCAUGUUCGAAUUGCUGCAAAGAAGCCACUACUAAAGGACACCAAUAAGAAGAAGAGACUUGCUUUGGCCAAGAAACACGAGCAAUGGACAUUAGACCGGUGGAAAUCUGUCCUUUGGUCUGAUGAGUCCAAAUUUGAGAUUUUUGUUUACAACCGCCUUGUCUUUGUGAGACGCAGAGUAGGUGAAUGGAUGAUCUCUGCAUGUGUGGUUCCCACCGUGAAGCAUGGAGGAGGGGUUGUGAUGGUGUGGGGGUGCUUUGCUGGUGACAGUCAGUGAUUUAUUUAGAAUUCAAGGCACACUUAAACAGCAUGACUACCGCAGCGAUACGCCAUCCCAUCUAGUUUGCGCUUAGUGGGAUUAUCAUUUGUUUUUCAACAGGACAAUGACCCAACACACCUCCAGACUGUGUAAGGGCUAUUUGACCAAGAAGGAGAGUGAUGGAGUGCUACAUCAGAUGGCCUGGCCUCCACAAUCACCUGACCUCAACCCAAUUGAGAUGGUUUGGGAUGAGUCAGACUGCAGAGUGAAGGAAAAGCAGCCAACAAGUGCUCAGCAUAUGUAGGAACUCCUUCAAGACUGUUGGAAAAGCAUUCCAGGUGAAGCUGGUUGAGAGAAUGCCAAGAGUGUGCAAAGCUGUCAUCAAUGCAAAGGGUGGCUACUUUGAAGAAUCUAAGAUCUAAAAUAUAUUUUGAUUUGUUUCACACUUUUUGGGUUACUACAUGAUUCCAUAUGUGUUAUUUCAUAGUUUUGAUAUCUUCCCUAUUAUUCUACAAUGUAGAAAAUAGUAAAAAUAAAGAAAAACCCUGGAAUUAGUAGGUGUGUCCAAACUUUUGACUGGUACUGUGUAUAUACAGCUGCGGAAAAAAAUGAAGAGACCACUGCAAAAUUAUCAGUUUCUCUGGUUUUACUAUUAUAGGUAUGUGUUUGGGUAAAAAUAACAUUUUUGUUUUAUUCUAUAAUCUACUGACAACAUUUCUCCCAAAUUCCAAAUAAAAAUAUUGUCAUUUAGAGCAUUUAUUUGCAGAAAAUGACAACUGGUCAAAAUAACUAAAAAGAUGCAGUGUUGUCAGACCUCGAAUAAUGCAAAGAAAAUACGUUCAUGUUCAUUUUUAAACAACACAAUAGUAAUGUUUUAACUUAGGAAGAGUUCAGAAAUCAAUAUUUGGUGGAAUAAUCCUAAUUUUCAUCACAGCUUUCAUCCGUCAUGGCAUGCUCUCCACCAGUCUUUCACAUUGAUGUUGGGUGACUUUAUGCCACUCCUGGCGCAAAAAUUCAGGCAGCUCGGCUUCAGGCAGCUCGGCUUUGUUUGAUGGUUUGUGACCAUGUAUCUUCCUCUUGAUCACAUUCCAGAUCUGGGGUUCAGGUCUGGAGAUUGGGCUGGUCAUGAAAGGGUCUUGAUCUGGUGGUCCUCCAUCCACACCUUGAUUGACCUGGCUGUGUGGCAUGGCGCGUUGUCCUGCUGGAAAAACCAAUCCUCAGAGUUGGGGAACAAUGUCAGAGCAAAAGGAAGCAAGUUUUCUUCCAGGACAACCUUGUACGUGGCUUGAUUCAUGCGUCCUUCACUAAGACAAAUCUGCCCGAUUCCAGCCUUGCUGAAGCACCCCAGAUCAUCACCGAUCCUCCACCAAAUUUCACAGUGGGUGCGAGACACUGUGGCUUGUAGGCCUCUCCAGGUCUCCGUCUAACCAUUAGACGACCAGGUGUUGGGCAAAGCUGAAAAUUGGACUCAUCAGAGAAGAUGACCUUACUCCAGUCCUCUACGGUCCAAUCCUUAUGGUCUUUUGCAAACCUCAGCCUGGCUCUUCUUUGCUUCUCAUUGAUGAAGGGCUUUUGCACGAAAUUUUAAGGAUGUAAGCAACCUGACGCUCACUGUAUCCCUCUGCCAGUAAAGCCAGAAUUGACCCCUUCUUUUCCUCACUCAAAACGUUCCUUUUCAACUCUUUUGGUAUGGUCAAUAGUUCUUUUUUUUAUUAAUAUUACUUUUGAGGUACUAUUAGCACUGUUUUUGCCAUCCAGCUGGUCCUAUUGCAAGAGGAUAGUGAUGACCACAGCAGUGGUAUUUAUACUUUACCUCGUUAAAUAAGAUUUGGUUAAUGUGAUCAGCUAAUCAGUACCUAAUUCAGUAGAAUGAGGUGUGCCUGUGUUGGAAUUCAACAGACACUGAAAUGGAAUGGCUGUCAUACAUGUAGAGAUGCUAAUUUAAGAAAAAAGUCUCUUAAUUUUUUCCACAGCUGUGUGUGUAUAUAUAUAUAUAUAUAUAUAUAUAUCUCAGCAAAAAAAGAAACGUCCCUUUUUCAGGACCCUGUCUUUCAAUGAUAAUUAGUAAAAAUCCAAAUAACUUCACAGAUCUUAAUUGUAAAGGGUUUAAACACUGUUUCCCAUGCUUGUUCAAUGAACCAUAAACAAUUAAUGAACAUGCACCUGUGGAACGGUCGUUAAGAUACUAACAGCUUACAGACGGUAGGCAAUUAAGGUCACAGUUAUGAAAACUUAGGACACUAAAGAGGCCUUUCAACUGACUCUGAAAAACACCAAAGGAAAGAUGCCCAGGGUCCCUGCUCAUCUGCGUGAACGUGCCUUAGGCAUGGUGCAAGGAGGCAUGAGGACUGCAGAUGUGGCUAGGGCAAUAAAUUGCAAUGUCCGUAUUGUGAGACGCCUAAGACAUCGCUACAGGGAGACAGGAUGGACUGCUGAUCGUCCUCGCAGUGGAUCUGCACAGAAUCGGUACAUCUGAACAUCACACCUGUGGGACAGGUACAGGAUGGCAACAACAACUGCCCGAGUUACACCAGGAACGCACAAUCCCUCCAUCAGUGCUCAGACUGUCCGCAAUAGGCUGAGAGAGGCUGGACUGAGGGCUUGUAGGCCUGUUGUAAGGCAGGUCCUCACCAGACAUCACCGGCAACAACGUCGCCUAUGGGCAGAAACCCACCGUCGCUGGACCAGACAGGACUGGCAAAAAGUGUUCUUCACUGACGAGUCGCGGUUUUGUCUCACCAGGGGUGAUGUAGCUCAGUUGGUAGAGCAUGGCGUUUGCAACGCCAGGGUUGUGGGUUCGAUUCCCACGGGGGGCCAGUAUAAAAAAAAAUAUUAUGCACUCACUAACUGUAAGUCGCUCUGGAUAAGAGCGUCUGCUAAAAUGUAAAAUGUGAUGGUCGGAUUCGCGUUUAUCGUCGAAGGAAUGAGCGUUACACCGAGGCCUGUACUCUGGAGCGGGAUCGAUUUGUAGGUGGAGGGUCCGUCAUGGUCUGAGACGGUGUGUCACAGCAUCAUCGGACUGAGCUUGUUGUCAUUGCAGGCAAUCUCAACGCUGUGCGUUACAGGGAAGACAUCCUCCUCCCUCAUGUGGUAACCUUCCUGCAGGCUCAUCCUGACACGACCCUCCAGCAUGACAAUGCCACCAGCCAUACUGCUCGUUCUGUGCGUGAUUUACUGCAAGACAGGAAUGUCAGUGUUCUGCCAUGGCCAGCGAAGAGCCCGGAUCUCAAUCCCAUUGAGCACGUCUGGGACCUGUUGGAUCGGAGGGUGAGGGCUAGGGCCAUUCACCCAGAAAUGUCCGGGAACUUGCAGGUGCCUUGGUGGAAGAGUGGGGUAACAUCUCACAGCAAGAACUGGCUAAUCUGGUGCAGUCCAUGAGGAGGAGAUGCACUGCAGUACUUAAUGCAGCUGGUGGCCACACCAGAUACUGACUGUUACUUUUGAUUUUCACAGGGACACAUUAUUCAAUUUCUGUUAGUCACAUGUCUGUGGAACUUGUUCAGUUUGUCACAGUUGUUGAAUCUUGUUAUGUUCAUACAAAUAUUUACACAUGUUAAGUUUGCUGAAAAUAAACGCGGUUGACAGUGAGAGGACGUUUCUUUUUUUGCUGCGUUUUAUUUAUAUAUAUAUAUAUAUAUAUAUAUAUACUGGUUGUGUCUGUAUUGACUGUAUCUGUAAUAUGACUGGUGUGGCUCUUCAGGCGUCUAUUAUAACUCGUAAGAAGGAGGCGAAGGCGGAGGAGCUGCAUGAGGCGCGGGAGGAGCUAGCUGCACUAGACAGAGAGCUGAACCAGAAGAACAGCCAGGCACGAGACCAGGACGGAGACGAAGUCAUCCGGGGAGACGAGGUAACAUUACAGUAACUAACCGCCUCUCACAGCUCAAUACUCUUGUCUGAACAUCAUCAUCCACAUCAAUAGUAAUCUUCUUCCUCACCAGUCAAUGUCUGUGGAAUAGGGUCAGAUACCUUUUUUUUUGUCGAGUGAUGUAUUGAAUUUUGCAGCAGAAAGACUGCUACCCCUAUAUACAAUCUGCUCAGUAACCACUCAAAACUGAACAUCACUAUCCAAACUUUCUCAGAAGAUAAAGCAAAAUGCAUCAGAGAUAAUAUAUUUUCCAUCUUUAGGGGUAGAUUGAUUAAACAUUCUACUGUUUGCUUACGUCUACUCCGACACAAACUUUGUUGAUAAGGGUGACGUGCGGUAGUUGUGCACCCCAGUGAACAUGAGACGCUAUUUCUGCUCUUAUGUAAACAUAGUGGGGCUCACAGGCUAAUGCUACUUAUCUCUGUUCCCCUCACUCUCCCACAUUCCCAUGCAAGGUUAAAAAUAGACCACAACAGGGACUACCCGGAACCAGGACAGUAUUGAACAAACUGUCUGAAAUGUAUUUUUUUUAUCUCUUGUGUAAAUAUUCUAAAUGAAUUCAGCAAAACACAUAAACCAUUUCAAUGUAAAUCCUUCAACUAACUUUGACAUCUAUGGAGGCUGUGUUACCGCAAAGAAAACAGAGAUAUUUUUUUUACCCCUUUUUCAUGAUGUCCAAUUGGUAGUUACAGUCUUGUCCCAUCGCUGCAACUCCCCUACGGACUUCGGAGAGGCGAAGGUCGAGAGCCAUGCAUGCUUUGAUGCCAUGUUUGGUUAGAUCACUAUAAACCAUUGGCAGAGAGAGGACUCUCAAAUUUGAGUGCCUUUUUGCCUCUGCAACACGGUGCCAGGAGCCAUCAGUCCUGUGUGUCAACACACCCUGUGCCUGGCUCUGUAAAAUCAAGGAUCAAGAGAACAACCACUCUUCACAUCUCAGACUAAGCCUGUUCCUGUUUGCAGAGCAACCUUUGGCCAUUAACAGGUCUAUAUAGUUGGUGGUAGCUGAUGGAUAGGGCAUGUACUGCACCCAUAUGUUCAUGUCUGAGUGGUUUCUGGGCAGGCGUUCCACACUCAGUGAAAACAUUGCGCUGACAGCUGGACAGGCUGGUGAAGCACAGGAGCUGCAUGUCUGAAAUAGCAUCCACUUUCUCCUUGCUCUCCUCCAUGCGCUGUUCAAUGUGGGUGGUUUCAUCUGCUCCUCUGGAUAAUGAGUGAGUGUGUUUGAUGUGAAAGGAAACUCUAAACCUGACUUCUUCUCAGUAUGGUAACAGUAGGUGAGAAAAAGAGGGAGGGGGAGUCAGGGGAUUUAUGGUAAAUGGAAAGGGUCUAGUCACACUGGGCUUAUCAGUCUCUCCUGGGGUCCAUUGGUCAUGGUGGAAAUGAGCACCAUAUCAGAGGUAUUUUCCAUUAUGCUGCUUACGUGUCAUCACAUGUCACCCAGCAACUGCUCAUCCUCAGUUAGCUUGCUUUUACACCCACUACAAACUAGUCCACCAUGUUUCUAGUGUUCCAUCAGAACAGCCUCAAUUCAUCAGAGCAUGGACUCUACAAGGUGUCGAAAGCGUUCCACAGGGAUGCUGGCCCAUGUUGACUCCAAUGCUUCCCACAGUUGUGUCAAGUUGGCUGGAUAUCCUUUGGGUGGUGGACCAUCCUUGAUACACAUUUUUUUUUUUAACUGUUGAGCAUGAAAAACCACCCAGCAGCGUUGCAGUUCUGACACAAACCGGUGCGCCUGGCACCUACUACUAUACUCUGUUCAAAAGCACUAAAAUCUUUUGUCUUACCCAUUCACCCUCUGAGCACACAUGCACAAUUCCUGUCUCAAUUGUCUCAAGGCUUAAAAAUCCUUCUUUAACCUCUCUCCUCCCCUUCAUCAACCCUGAUUGAAGUGGAUUUAACAAGUGACAUCAAUAAGGGAUCAUAGCAUUCACCUGGAUUCACCUGGUCAGUCAGUCAUGGAAAGAGCAGGUGUUCAUACUGCUCUCUGUUCACUUACACCCCAAAUUCCCCCAACAUAAAUAACAGAUGUGUUUGCUCAGUCUGGAAAAGCUAUUCACCCUGCCAAAAUGGAUUUCACAUAUAGUAGGAUACUGCUAUUUAUAAAUAUGCACAGUGCAUAUACUGUAUGUGCAUAAUGUUUCAUUAUCUAUUAUAAACUGGGUGGUUCGAACGCUGAAUGCUGAUUGUCUGAAAGCCAUGGUAUAUCAGACCGUAUACCAUGGGUAUGGCAAGAAAUUACUUUUUACUGUUCUAAUUACGUUGGUAACUAGUAUAUAAUAACAAUAAGGCACCUCAGGGGUUUGUGGUAUAUGGCCAAUAUACCACGGCUAAGGGCUGUAUCCAGGCACUCCACGUUGCGUUGUGCAUAAGAACAAUAUACCACACCCCCUCGGGCCUUAUUGCUUAACUAUCCCAAUGUGCUGCAUUUUCAAGAACUAUCCUCCUGUCCUGAGUGUGUGUGUGUCUGACACAGUGUCAUGAUAAAUAGUUCAAACCUGUCAAAGUUGUGCUGGCUAAUUUAGCAGCUGUUGUUUUGGGGACAUAUUGUAUGUGACGAGGGAAUGCUACGCAGCCUUAUUCUGGCUGCUAAUUCCCUCUCAACCUUGUCUGCCCUUGAUGUCCAGAAAUAAAACAAACCAUACAUUCUUGCGCACAAUCCGUGCAUGCCCCAAGUGACUUACAGGACAUUUUCUGUGAUUUCUGAGAUUCUCCAGAAGGAAUAAAUGUUGACAUGCACAGGAGUCUCAUUGUAUCCCUACAGAGAAAGGGGGAGGGCGGGUUGAGUGCCGCUUCCAGUGGGCCAACGGUUGGUAUGUUUUCCAGAUGAAGAAGAUGUUUGCUCCCUCUGUCUGGCUGUGUGCCUGAGGAUCAGGUUACUGUUUCAGGUCACAGAUACAGUGGGGAAAAAAAGUAUUUAGUCAGCCACCAAUUGUGCAAGUUCUCCCACUUAAAAAGAUGAGAGAGGCCUGUAAUUUUCAUCAUAGGUGCACGUCAACUAUGACAGACAAAUUGAGGAAAAAAAAUCCAGAAAAUCACAUUGUAGGAUUUUUUAUGAAUUUAUUUGCAAAUUAUGGUGGAAAAUAAGUAUUUGGUCACCUACAAACAAGCAAGAUUUCUAGCUCUCACAGACCUGUAACUUCUUAUUUAAGAGGCUCCUCUGUCCUCCACUCGUUACCUGUAUUAAUGGCACCUGUUUGAACUUGUUAUCAGUAUAAAAGACACCUGUCCACAACCUCAAGCAGUCACACUCCAAACUCCACUAUGGCCAAGACCAAAGAGCUGUCAAAGGACACCAGAAACAAAAUAGUAGAUCUGCACCAGGCUGGGAAGACUGAAUCUGCAAUAGGUAAGCAUCUUGGUUUGAAGAAAUCAACUGUGGGAGCAAUUAGUAGGAAAUGGAAGACAUACAAGACCACUGAUAAUCUCCCUCGAUCUGGGGCUCCACUCAAGAUCUCACCCCGUGGGGUCAAAAUGAUCACAAGAACGGUGAGCAAAAAUCCCAGAACCACACGGGGGGACCUAGUGAAUGACCUGCAGAGAGCUGGGACCAAAGUAACAAAGCCUACCAUCAGUAACACACUACGCCGCCAGGGACUCAAAUCCUGCAGUGCUAGACGUGUCCCCCUGCUUAAGACAGUACAUGUCCAGGCCCGUCUGAAGUUUGCUAGAGUGCAUUUGGAUGAUCCAGAAGAGGAUUGGGAGAAUGUCAUAUGGUCAGAUGAAACCAAAAUAUAACUUUUUGGUAAAAACUCAACUCGUCGUGUUUGAAGGACAAAGAAUGCUGAGUUGCAUCCAAAGAACACCAUACCUACUAUGAAGCAUGGGGGUGGAAACAUCAUGCUUUGGGGCUGUUUUUCUGCAAAGGGACCAGGACGACUGAUCCGUGUAAAGGAAAGAAUGAAUGGGGCCAUCUAUCGUGAGAUUUUGAGUGAAAACCUCCUUCCAUCAGUAAGGGCAUUGAAGAUGAAACGUGGCUGGGUCUUUCAGCAUGACAAUGAUCCCAAACACACCGCCCGGGCAACAAAGGAGUGGCUUCGUAAGAAGCAUUUCAAGGUCCUGGAGUGGCCUAGCCAGUCUCCAGAUCUCAACCCCAUAGAAAAUCUUUGGAGGGAGUUGAAAGUCUGUGUUGCCCAGCGACAGCCCCAAAACAUCACUGCUCUAGAGGAGAUCUGCAUGGAGGAAUGGGCCAAAAUACCAGCAACAGUGUGUGAAAACCUUGUGAAGACUUACAGAAAACGUUUGACCUGUGUCAUUGCCAACAAAGGGUAUAUAACAAAGUAUUGAGAAACUUUUGUUAUUGACCAAAUACUUAUUUUCCACCAUCAUUUGCAAAUAAAUUCAUUAAAAAUCCUUCAAUGUGAUUUUCUGGAUUUUUUUUUCUCAUUUUGUCGGUCAUAGUUGACGUGUACCUAUGAUGAAAAUUACAGGCCUCUCUCAUCUUUUUAAGUGGGAGAACUUGCACAAUUGGUGGCUGACUAAAUACUUUUUUCCCCCACUGUAUGUCCCUGAGGCACCUCGACCCCCGGCACUGCCUCGCCUCCUAGCAUUUGUCUUCUCCAAGAGCAUUUUACAUGGUUCCAUCACUGCUGGAUACUAAGCCACAUUACAGUAACUCUCUCUCUCUUUCACACUCCCCAACUCACUCUCUCAGACAUGGGUCAUGUCUGUCUCGGUAGAAACUGAAGAGGAUGACCUUGCUUCAAGAUGUGGUUUCCCUUGUGUAUUUACUGUUUGUUUUCAAACAAAUAAAUUAAAUGUUAUUGUCAUUUCUGUCUAUCAUUCCCUUUCUCGCAGCAUAUCUUUCAUGACAAUAGUCUCUCUCGAUUCCUCCCAGUUUAAACGUUUUGUCGGGAAACUGCGCAGCAAGGGGACAGUGUUCAAGAAGAAGCGGCAGGAGAUCACCGAGCUGAGAGCUGAGUAUGGGGUCCUGCAGCGGACAGAGGAGAUCCUAAAACAGAGGCACGAGGUCGGCCAACAGCAACUGGUAACUAUGCACCAAAGCAGCAAUCCACCCUAACACCCUACCUGCUCCCCUCCAUACCGCAUAGAAGCCAAUCUACGUGUAUAGUGGGACACAUACCUUUCCAUCCUGCCCUUGAUCAUGCAACGUGCAUUAACAGUGACGUGACAUAACCUUCCUGGAAAUGACUUCACACCUCGGUGCCCUCCCAGCUCCUGACUUGCUGACAGCCUGGCUGACACAGUGAGGGCUCGGCUGCUGCAUCUGCUCCUCUCUCUGUGUCUGACGCUGGCAUUUCUUUAUCAGUGGAUGUAUUUCCCCCUCGUACCAUGGCUGUUAGUGUCUGAGCCCCGUCUCCUCUCGCCACCUGCAUUCCUGUUCCCAUUACUCACCCACCCAGUCACCCCAGUCCAACUGUUACCCCUCCCACAUAGAACUAUGAACCAUUUGCUGCAACAAUGUUGGUUAUAGCCUACUGUAUAACCCAAAACUCGCUAGAAGCCCUGCCUGCCACUGUGAACUGUUCAUAUCAGAACCAAAUAUUAGAAUGUAAUUUACAUUGUCUUUAUCAGUGUUUGAACAGAUCUGCAGGAGAGGGAUGGGUGCUACAUGGGAAGGAAAUUGUGUUAAUUUUCAUAGAUCACAGAUUUCUCACUCCUCAUAUACACACGUGCUGCUAUCUCAACCGCAUGUAAUCUUCUAUUCUUGGAGAACAAAGUGGCCUCUACUCCCAGGUGUUGAGCUGACCCCUGCCUGUUUUUGUGGACACAACCCUUCACAGUGCUUAGAGCACAGGCGCUAUGGGUCAGUUCAGGACUAGGCUCCAUGCUACUAUAUAUCCUCCCAGACAGGGAGGGAGUAACUCAGUCACUGUUCCAAGUUUUAUUAGUCGUAUGUACAGGAUACACAUGGUAAACACCGUCCAACAAAAUGCUUACUUGCAGGUUCCUUCUCGACAAUGCAACCACAAUAAGAAAAUAUAUGAGUACAAACAUAAAGUCAAUGGCAGUAGAAUAGAAUAGUACAUUUUAGCAUAAGUAUUACACAGGAAGGCACAAUUUAUAGAACAAUAUUUACACAUGUAUCAGGGAAGAGGGGAUUGGGGGUAAGUGUUUAAAUUGUGCAGUUGUGACGUGUGUGUGUGUGUAGCAUGAAUAGAUGUGUGGGUGUGUGCAUGUGUGCUAAGGUGCGGAGAGUCAGUGCAGGUGAUCAGUCUAGUUCAAGUGUUCAGCAGUCUGAUGGCUUGUAGUCUGUUGGUAUCAGACCUCAUGUUCCGAUACAGUCUGCCCGACAGUAAGGGCUAUACAAGUCAUAGCUAUAGGCUUACGUUUGUUGACAUGGUGCAAACAAAUCAUUAACAAUUAAGUCAGGUGAGCCACUGUAUACAGUACAUGGAGGUUUACUCAUUGCAAAUUAUUAACUUGUAUUUACUGAUUACACUCAUUAAAAUAUCUUACUGCCUUGCAGCUCAUGUGGGUGUGGACUACAUUGCUCAAGUGCCAGGUGUUUCUAGCGAACUCUUGCCAGGUCCAGUCCCUACACUGACAUUUGCCUCAGGAUUAUAACACUGGACACAAUCUCAUCAUUUUAUGCUGCUGUAUUACAAGGCUUUCAUAUUUUGUGUAGUUACUGAUGUGUCACCCCAUAUGCCCUCUCAUGCUCUUAUUGUGGUCCGUGUAGCAAUCCAUGGAGGCACAGAAGGGGAUCUCUGGGUACAGUGACACUCAGGAGGAACUGGAGAGAGUGUCAGCCAUCAAGAGUGAACUGGACGAGAUGAAGGGGCGCUCGCUGGACGACAUGUCAGAAAUGGUGACUAUAUCAGGGGAUCGGAGCCACUGUCUGAGUAGCAUGUCACUUUACCACAGUGACAGAUCUUUACCCACUCCAGACCACCCAUACUCAGUCACAGGAUCAUGCUCAUUGCAUUCAGAUGCCCCUUCUAAUGCGCUACACAAACACAGCACAAUUUGUUUUACCAGAACCGUCCUAGUCCUGUUUGGUUGUCAUUGAUUUAUUCGCAUUGAUUUAGUGACUUGAUACCUUUUGAAAUACCACUCGUGCAUACUUAAUCUGUCCUUUUGUGGGGAAAGGAAGAGUAAUUGCUGAGUUUUAAGCCAGGUUGGAUCACCAAAUCACUCUGCUUUAUCAAUAUGUCAUCCCAUUGCAUUGAAGUUCAAAUAGAACCAGUUGCAGCCGAUUAGGCCCCAGUCCAAUAUGUUUUUGAAAUGAUUUAAAGGGUAGUCAGGGCUUGUGGUUAAAGCUGGCAGCUUGCACACUUGUGCUGCUGCCAAUGAUUCAAACAUUCCUGGCUGUAGCCAUAAAGUAGACUUUCACUCACCUCCUGUUUGGCCUCUGAAUGCACACCCUGUAAGGCCCCUGCUUGUGUACAACACAGGUGACAUAAUGAUUAUUAUAUGUUAUUAUGGUCAUAGUUAUCUUUAACUGACAUUUCUGUGGAUUACUUUUACCACCAAAUCAGGAUGUUGGCAGAUGGGUUGAAAUAUGUGAUGCUUUUUUUUCAGGUGAAGAAACUGAACUCGACGAUAGUGGAGAAAAAGUCUGCCCUUGCUCCGAUCAUAAAGGAACUGAGGCCUUUGAGACAGCAGUGUCAGGUGAACGUCACACGCUAUAAAACUUUGUCUGCAGUUUCAUCUUCAAAUUGCGUCAUUACACAGAGCUGUGUCUAUAGAAUUAGGUCCCGUGUAGCUCAGUUGGUAGAGCAUGGCGUUUGCAACGCCAGGGUUGUGGGUUCGAUUCGCACGGGGGGCCAGUAUGAAAAAGUAUGAAAAUGUAUGUACUCACUAACUGUAAGUUGCUGCUAAAUGACUGAAAUCUAAAUCUAAUUAGCCAAAUGUAUAACCACAGAUUACAAAGCAUGACAUGAGGCCAAGGGAUUUGACAAACGAAGGGAGGAAACCCUUGAGGCCUCAGCCAGCUACUGUUGACUUCAUGCAGGAUUUUUGUGGAGUCCAUUAACAAUAAUUUACACAUAGUCUAUAUGUAUACUGUACGACAGGGAAAGCCCCUCACAUCUCUCAGCUUAAGCUGGGGAUCAGAUUUUCCAGCAUGUGUUCCCUGAGUUGGUUGACCAUCAUACUAGCUAACAUUUACUAAUGAUGAAAAGUUACGUCAGAAAUAUAUUAAUAUACUCAGCUAGAGUUUAGGCUUAAGUAAAAUGGUGCAAAUACAUGGGCUUUGAUCUGAUAAUGAUAUGAAAUGGGUUGGGGAAACUAUAACUUUUGCAUACAUAACAUACUAUAAUGGUGAAAAGUGUUGUAAUUGUACUCUGUCUUUUUAAAUGCUGUAGAAAUGUCCCAUGUAUGGGUAUGUAUCUGUGAAUGGGUAUUUAUUUGUGUUCAUGUAUCUGUGAAUGGGUAUUUCUUUGUGUUCAUGUAUCUGUGAAUGGGUAUUUCUUUGUGUUCAUGUAUCUGUGAAUGGGUAUUUCUUUGUGUUCAUGUAUCUGUGAAUGGGUAUUUAUUUCAUGACAGGAGCUAACUCAAGAGUAUGAGGAAAAGAAGGCCCAGUAUGACAGCUGUGCUGCAGGGCUGGAGAGUAACCGAUCCAAACUGGAGCAGGUACAAUAUGAAUGCUAUGUGUAGACACCUGGCCUAUCUACUAACACACCCAACAUAUCAGCAUAUCACCACAUAUCAAAUCUUCUCUAUUUACAUAAUUGGAAUGUACUCUGCACAAGGAACAGUUCAGUACUGCCAUGGCAACAAGCGUCUGACGCUUCAGGCCUGAUGCUUCAGUUUCCUAUGGUCACAUGUUUUCAUUCAACACUUCCAUUCCAGGAGGUGAGAGCUCUGAGGGAGGAGAUGGCUCAGGAGGAAAACCGAUACCACUACAUCAACUGCAUGAAAGAGGUAAGGGGUUCAGGUAGCAAACAACCUCUCCCCCGACACCUGUUCUGUGCUGUGACCGUAAACCAGAGCUCUCUCUCUCUCUCUGCCCAUCUCUCUCUCUCUUCACAGAUCAUUGAGAUGCAAAUGCAGCGAGCAGCAGAGGAGAUGAAGGCCUACGUGUCCCCUGAUCCGCAAGAGAGGAGGAAGACCAUCAGGUGAGUCUGCCAGCUGCUUAGGACUUCUAUUACCGCAGUCACCAGGUGCAUAUGCUAAUAUUACAACACAACGUGUGCAUAUACUACUGUUGCCACCCACCUCCCCCUAUACCUCAAAGGACACAAUUACAGCAGUCUGUUAGUAGAUUCACCCUCAUAGGUCUUAAUACUAUAGCUAUGCAUUUCCAAGUGUGUCCAGAAGUAUUGCUUUGCUAUAGAAAAAUAUGUAACUAUAAUACUGGUUUAAUAAAAUAUGUUAUGGAUGUUUGCUAUGUUGUGUUAUUCAACUACCAGGUAGACUUUCCCUUGUAGAACUCACAGUGAUGUCAUAAUAGCAGCAUUGAGCUUGCAAAAGUGAAUAAGCUCACAUGAACUCUGACCCUCUGGCUGUUUCACAGGGAGCAGUACAUGAAGAACAUUGCAGAGCAGGAGUCCCUGGGCAAGGUGAGCAGAGAGGUGCUUUGUCAGGGUGCAGGCACAGUGCCAAUCCUGUGCUGCACUGGUAUCUGAAAUGGAUCCCCUGCAAACACGGGGGCCAUACUUUGGGUUCCUUCCUUCCUCACCCUGAUAAGAAUGUGGCCAGAGAGGAGAAAGGGUAUGGCAGAGGGGGCUCAGCUGCAUUCCUGCUAAACCACUUGGCCAAGUAAACGAGCUGUAAUGUAGACGUGCUGCUGCAGCAGACCAGCAGUGGAGGCUCCUCAGGGGAGGACCAACCUCCUCAGUGAAUUUCAUAAAAAUAAAAAUUUUGAAACAUUAAACUCAUCCUUUUUAGAUAAAACUAUACUAAAUAUAUUCACUUCAAAAAUAAUUGAUUAAAACACACAGUUUUUUAUGAAGAUCUACAGUAGCCUCAACAGCACUCUCUAGGGUAGCACCAUGGUGUAGCCGGAGGGAAGCUAGCUUCCGUCCUCCUCUGUGUACCUUGACUUCAAUACAAAACCUAGGAGGCUCAUGGUUCUCACCCCCUUCCAUAGACUUACAUAAUAUGCUGUAAUAGAAAUAAGGCCCAUAAUAUUUUUCCCCCUCCCUUUGUCUUAAACGGCACCGACCGCCACUGCACACCAGUAUAGGUGCAGCUUGUAUAACAAGAUGUCCAUCCUCUCAUCACUGUGGAGCAGCUGGAGGGUUGCAUGCUGAUUUCUCUCUACCCUAGCUCUGUCCUAGACCUCAUCUACACUCAUCUACAGUACCAGUCAAAUGUUUGGACACACCUACUCAUUCAAGGGUUUUUCUUUAUUUUUACUAUUUUCUACAUUGUAGAAUAAUAGUGAAGACAUCAAAACUAUGAAAUAACACAUGGAAUCAUGUAGUAACCAAAAAAGUGUUAAACAAAUCAAAAUAUGUUUUAUAUUUGAGAUUCUUCAAAGUAGCCACCCUUUGCCUUGAUGACAGUUUUGCACACUCUUGGCAUUCUCUCAACCAGCUUCACCUGGAAUGCUUUUCCAACAGUCUUGAAGGAGUUCCCAUAUAUGCUGAGCACUUGUUGGCUGCUUUUCCUUCCAACUCAUCCCAAACCAUUUCAAUUUGGUUGAGGUCAGGUGAUUGUGGAGGCCAGGUCAUCUGAUGCAGCACUCCAUCACUCUCCUUCUUGGUCAAAUAGCCCUUACACAGCCUGGAGGUGUGUUGGGUCAUUGUCCUGUUGAAAAACAAAUGAUAGUCCCUCUAAGCGCAAACCAGAUGGGAUGGCGAAUUGCUGCAGAAUGCUGUGGUAGUCAUGCUGAUUAAGUGUGCCUUGAAUUCUAAAUAAAUCACUGACAGUGUCACCAGCAAAGCACCAUCACACCACCUCCUCCAUGCUUCACAGUGGGAACCACACAUGCAGAGAUAAUCUGUUCACCUACCCUGCGUCUCACAAAGACACAGCGGCAAAUUUGGAUUCAUCAGACCAAAGGACAGAUUUCCACCGGUCUAAUGUCCAUUGCUCGUGUUUCUUGGCCCAAGCAAGUCUCUUCUUCUUAUUGGUGUCCUUUUAGUAGUGGUUUCUUUGCAGCAAUUUGACCAUGAAGGCCUGAUUCACACAGUCUCCUCUGAACAGUUGAUGUUGUGUCUGUUACUUGAACUCUGUGAAGCAUUUAUUUGAGUUGCAAUUUCUGAGGCUGGUAACUCUUAAUGAACUUAUCCUCUGCAGCAGAGGUAACUGGGUCUUCCUUUCCUGUGGCGGUCCUCAUGAGACCCAGUUUCAUCAUAGCGCUUGAUGGUUUUUGCGACUGCACUUGAAGAAACGUUCAAAGUUCUUGAAAUGUUCCGAAUUUACUGACAUUCAUGUCUUAAAGUAAUGAUGGACUGUCGUUUCUCUUUGCUUAUUUGAGCUGUUCUUGCCAUAAUAUGGACUUGGUCUUUUACUAAAUAGGGCUGUCUUCUGUAUACCACCCCUACCAUGUCACAACACAACUGAUUGGCUCAAACGCAUUAAGAAGGAAAGAAAUUCCACUAAUUAACUUUUAACAAGGCACACCUGUUAAUUGAAAUGCAUUCCAGGUGACUACCUCAUGAAGCUGGUUGAGAAAAUGCCAAGAGUGUGCAAAGCUGUCAUCAAGGCAAAGGGUGGUUACUUUGAAGAAUCUCAAAUAUAAAAUAUAUUUUGAUUUGUUUAACACUUUUUUGGUUACUACAUGAUUCCAUGUGUGUUAUUUCAUAGUUUUGAUGUCUUCACUAUUAUUCUACAAUGUAGAAAAUAGUAAAAAUAAAGAAAAACCCUUGAAUGAGUAGGUGUGUCCAAACAUUUGAUUGGUACUGUACAUUUCUCCAAAAAUCAAAUCACAUUUUUUUUUUUUUUAUUUGUCACAUGCGCCGAAUACAACAGGUGUAGUAGACCUUACAGUGAAAUGCUUACUUACAAGCCCUUAACCAACAAUGCAAUUUUAAGAAAGAAUAGUGUUACUUUCCUCGAAGCGAGCAUAUAAGUAAUUUAGCUUGUCUGGUAGGUUCGUGUCACUGGGCAGCUCGCGGCUGUGCUUCCCUUUGUAGUCUGUAAUAGUUUGCAAGCCCUGCCACAUCCGACGAGCAUCGGAGCCGGUGUAGUACGAUUUGAUCUUAGUCCUGUAUUGACGCUUUGCCUGUUUGAUGGUUCGUCGGAGGGCAUAGCGGGAUUUCUUAUAAGCUUCCGGGUUAGAGUCCCGCUCCUUGAAAGCGGCAGCUCUACCCUUUAGCUCAGUGCGGAUGUUGCCUGUAAUCCAUGGCUUCUGGUUGGGGUAUGUACGUACAGUCACUGUGGGGACGACGUCAUCGAUGCACUUACUGAUGAAGCCAGUGACUGAUGUGGUGUACUCCUCAAUGCCAUCGGAAGAAUCCCGGAACAUAUUCCAGUCUGUGCUAGCAAAACAGUCCUGUAACUUAGCAUCUGCUUCAUCUGACCACUUUUUUAUUGACCGAGUCACUGGUGCUUCCUGCUUUAGUUUUUGCUUGUAAGCAGGAAUCAGGAGGAUAGAAUUAUGGUCAUAUUUUCCAAAUGGAGGGCGAGGGAGAGUUUUGUACGCGUCUCUGUGUGUGGAGUAAAGGUGGUCUAGAGUUUUUUUUCCUCUGGUUGCACAUGUGACAUGCUGGUAGAAAUUAGGCAUUAAAUUCCCCGGCCACUAGGAGCGCUGCCUCUGGAUGAGUGUUUUCCUGUUUGCUUAUGGCCGUAUACAGUUCAUUGAGUGCGGUCUUAGUGCCAGCAUCGGUUUGUGGUGGUAAAUAGACAGCUACGAAGAAUAUAGAUGAAAACUCUCUUGGUAGAUAGUGUGGUCUACUGCUUAUCAUGAGAUACUCUACAUCAGGCGAGCAAAACCUAGAGACUUCCUUAGAUAUCGUGCACCAGCUGUUGUUUACAAAUAUACAUAGACCACCACCCCUUGUCUUACCAGAGGCUGCUGUUCUAUCCUGCCGAUACAGUGUAUAACCCGCCAGCUGUAUGUUAUUCAUGUCGUCGUUCAGCCACCACUCGGUGAAACAUAAGAUAUUAUAGUUUUUAAUGUCCCGUUGGUAAGAUAUACGUGCUUGUAGUUCGUCCACUUUAUUAUCAAGCGAUUGUACGUUGGCCAAUAAUAUCGAUGGCAAAGGCAGAUUAGCCACUUGUCGCCGGCUCCUUACCAGGCACCCCAAUCUCCUUCCGCGAUAUCUCCUUCCGCGAUAUCUCCUUUUCUUUCUACUGAGAAUGACGGGGAUGAAGGCCCUGUCAGGUGUCUGAAGCAAAUCCCUCUCAUCCAACUCAUUAAAGAAAAAUGAUUUGUCCAGUUCAAGGUGAGUAAUCGCUGUUCUGAUGUCCAGAAGCUCUUUUCGGUCAUAAGAGACGGUAGCAGCAACAUUAUGUACAAAAUAAGUUACAAACAAUGCGAAAAAUCUAACAAAAUAGCACGGUUGGUUAAGAGUCUAUAAAACGGCAGCCAUCCCUUCCGGCGCCAUUCUACCACCCCUGUCACAUUCGUGACAAGCUACUUCUUUUUUAGGGUUAUGAAUAGGCUAGAUGCUAAUUCCUCUAAGUAAUAGGUAUUUGGUUGGUCAAGCUUCUCGUUCAUUUAUAAAAGGAUGUCAUGGCUUGCCUUGCAACUUAUAAUGAAAAAGGCCAUUUAACAAUGCUGAUCAUACACUGUAUGCAUGUUGGGCUGACAUAUUAAUUCUUAGUCUUUCCCUUUGGACAACAACAGAAGUUGCGUGAGCAGCAGAAGAGUGUGAGGGAAAGCCAUGGGCCGAACAUGAAGCAGGUGAAGAUGUGGCACGACCUGGAACAGCUGAUGGAGUGCAAGCGCCAGUGCUUCCUGAGGGCCCAGAGCCAAGCCUCCAUUGGCCAGGUCAUCCAGGAGGGCGGUGAGGAUAGGCUAGUGCUGUGAGGACGAGGAGAAUAUCAACGCAGGGCCAACUCUGGUACACUAAGCUCUACCACAAUGACCAGGACUUCUCACUCAUCUAACUACUGUACUAAAGUUCGCCAGUUAUAGUUAAUUAUUCUGUUCUGUUUGUCAUGCAUUAUAUCUAUUUUUAGGUGAGAUAAUUACUCUUCAUGUAUCAAAACUACUCUGCUUUCAUCGCCUACAGUUAAAAGGAUUCAAUUUAUCCAAUCUGUGUUAUUCCUCGUUUAGUUAGCGAUUUGUUUCUGUAAAUAAUCCCAAAGUAGUUUUUAGUUUAACUGAUUUAUCUCCUGUGAGGAACACCUUUCCGGUGACGAUAUUGUGAGUUGCCUGAUGAAUCCAGAACCAAAAGAACACAUGUACCAGAAGGUUUCAGCCAGAUAAGAAGUUUAACUCUCUCUGGCCCUCUGAAUUUAAACAAAUCCACAGCCUCCAUUUUGACACAUCUUUAAGAAUAAAGCUUGAAUCUAUAGCUGUGUUCGAAUACCCAUACUA